GGGUUGAGGCUUCUCUGUUCAGACUUGUCAAACUAGUUUCAUUUCAAAUACUUGUAAUUUGUUCCCUUAUGUCUUCCAGUCAUAGACAUCUAAAAUAUCUAGAGAUGUCAUAUAGCUGAUUAGAAAAUCAGGUUGAGUGGGCACAGACCUCUAAGAUCAUAUUCUUCCUCCCACAGAUGAUGUAUCGAUGACCUCUGCUACUGUCUGGAGAGGGAUAAGGGAAUACUAACUUCUUGAGAGUUCACAAGAAUUUAAAGCCAGUAGAAAGGAAGAAGAAGUGAAAGCAAAAACAAAUUCAAGACUUGACCACAAUGGACAUGGGUGGUCCCUCUGCUCGGUAGGAUUUGGCACCCAAAGCAGAGGUUUCAAACCAUGGAUGAUUGCUCUUAUUGUAUUAUUACUGGCAGUGGUAACUGUGGCCCCUGGUCUUCUGGCUCACUUCUUAGUCUCUGGCCAGAAAAUGGAGUAUUAUCAUGGCACCUUUAAAAUUUCAGAUCUACGAGUCAAAAGUAAUUCUGGACAAAGCAGCCCAUACCAGCUUAAGGACUUAAAGGAGACGAGUGAAAAGUUGGUGGAUGAGAUAUUUAUAGAUUCGGCCUUGAACAAGUAUUAUAUCAAGAACCAAGUAGUCAGACUGACUCCAGAGGAAGAUGGUGUGAUAGUAGAUGUCAUUAUGGUGUUCCAGUUCCCCUCUGCUGAGUCAAGGGCAGUGAGAAAAAGGAAAAUCCACAGCAUCUUAAAUGAGAAGAUAAGUAACACCAGAGCUUUGUCAAUAAAUGCCUCGUCAGUUGAACUUGAUGCAAUGAGCCCAUCGACAGGGAAGCUAACUGUCCAAGCAUGUUGUGGUAAACGAGUUGUUCCAUUAAUAGUGAACAGAAUAAUGUCCGGAGACAUUGUGGGCAAGUCUUCCUGGCCUUGGCAAGCUUCCCUUCAGCAUAAUAACACACAUCAAUGUGGGGCCACCUUGAUUAGUAAUACGUGGCUUGUUACCGCAGCGCACUGCUUUAAGAAUAAAGCAAAUCCACAUCAAUGGACUGUUAGCUUUGGAACAACAAUCAACCCUCCAUUAAUGAAAAGAAAUAUCAAAAGAAUUAUUGUCCAUGAGAGGUAUCACUCCCCAGCAAGAGAAUACGACAUUGCUGUUGUGCAAUUAUCAUCCAGCGUCACCUUUACUGAUGAGAUCCGAAGAGUUUGUUUGCCAGAAGCCUCUGUGUCCUUCCAACCAAAUUCAACUGUCUAUGUCACAGGAUUUGGAGCACUUUUUUAUGGUGGGGAAUCCCAAAAUGAUCUUCGAGAAGCCAGACUGAAAAUCAUAAGUGAUGAUGUGUGCAAGCAGCCACAUAUGUAUGGCAGAGAUAUAAAAUUUGGAAUGUUUUGUGCUGGCUAUCUGGAAGGAAUUUAUGAUGCCUGUGGGGGUGAUUCUGGGGGACCUUUAGUUGGAAAGGAUCUUAAAGAUACCUGGUAUCUCAUUGGAAUUGUGAGCUGGGGAGAGAACUGUGGGCAAAAGAACAAACCUGGAGUCUACACAAAAGUGGCUUAUUACCGAAACUGGAUUACUUCAAGAACAGGCCUCUAAUUCACUAUACAAGUUAAACAUUGAGAGCUGUAUGCAGGUCAUACAUGUAUGAGAAUCCAUAUAUUCUGUGGUUGUAGUACAAUGAAGUGAGAUUAAAUGAUAUGAUUUAUUUCAGAAUCACUUUAAUCAAUCAAAAUCCCAUAGCCAAUUUGUAAAGUAUUUAAAUUUAUAAGGUACUGGGUCAGUUUAGCCUGGCUUGAAAAAUACAGCAGAGAUACUGAGCUCUUUAAAUCAGCAAGCUAGAGUAUAAAAGAGGAGCAAUGCAAAUUUUUGAGGAUAAUCUGUAAGAUUUUUAGAGUGUCUUUUUCCCUUAAGUGAGAAACUUUUUGAACUCUCAGAGUUUAGGAAACCCUUACAUAAUUUUCUAUCAUUUCUCCAGAGGUCACAAAUACUUUUUUCUAGUUCUUACAGGUUUUCCAAAGAAAUUUUCCAUACUUUCUAUUUAUAAAUCCAUUGGAGGGAUCCCAAUUUUUAAAAAAGUUAUAUCUAGGAAACAAAGUAUGGUGACAAAUCAAGCCAGAGAUCUUAUAACCUUUGUCUGCUGCAAAAUCUCCCUAAUUUUUCAGUGAUUCUUUAACAUACACCACCCCCCCGCCACACACACACGCACAGAGAAUAUCCCUACCUUCAGAUAUACCCAGAAAAAGCCUGCUUAAUGAAUAUAUACAGUAAUUAGCUAAUCAAAGAUGUAUUUUUGUUACAAAAAUUGGGGGGAAGGUGAUAGUAACUUCAUGAGCAGUCCAAAAAUAAUGGCACAAAAAUUGGAUAUUUUAUAGAUGCAUUUACAUGUUUGGACCACCAGAAGGCAGCUUUGUACAUUAUUGCUGUAAGCUUAAAUGCCUAGAAAAAAUGAGAAUUUGUUAAUAUGUUGAAUAAUUAAUGAGCAUUAUCCUUCCACACAGAAAGAAAAAGUUUAUUCUUUUGUAUUGCUGCAGCCAAUUAUCUCCUAAGACUUGCAGCAACAGCCUGACUAUUGCAACCAUGAAACAAUAGUUUUUGUUUUAAUUUAAUAAAUAUAAAUUUUGAGGACCAACCAUACAGAACACAUGAACAAAGUGAUUAAAUGAACCCCCUAAGUGUCUCAUGAAGACAUUAGGUGAGUCAGGCUCAUGUAUUCCAUGAUACAAUUAAAUGAAGAUUUUGUGGAAACUGUUACUCUGUGUGACAAUGCUGACUAAACAUCAGGGUUAUAGGUGGGGCGUCGUUUACUCAUGCAGUCCAGAUAUAAAACAAACUGUUAGAAAAUUGAGUGAUUUUAUAACGAUCUCCCCCAUGUGCUAUUGAUAAGGCAUAAAAAUAAUCCUAAAAGCAACGAAGACCCAAUGCAGCCAAAAAUAAAUAAUAAAUAUUUUAAAAAUCCUAAAAUAAUCUAAAAGAGAUUUAAAAUUUAUUCACCAUAAAAAUUGAUCCAUAACUUAGACUCAAAGAAUUUUAAAGCUUAGGAGAGACUACACGUCAUGUGGGCCAGUACACUUAGGGUUCAGAGAACUGAAGCCAGGAAAAGUAAAUAACUUUGUGAAGCUGUAGGUAAUUUGUAUCCCCAGGGGACCUAGAACCCAGGUACAAAUUUCACAGGCCCUUUUCUUACAAAGUAUCUUUAUGAUUGUCUAUAUUUAUUGAAUCAUCAGCUGUAUAAAAAUUUCAGUGAGUUCUAUUGAAUCUGUUUUAAAUUAAGAAACUCAAGAAUUGUAAACGGUCUGAUUCACUUAGGCAGCUGGCUGCCAAUUCUCUGAACUCACUUUAAGAUAAAGCUGCUUUUUCUUAUAUAAAAAUAUACACAGGCAUAUAAAUUAUUCAAUAUUAUGGUGGCAAGAUAUAAUUCUGAUUUCUAGUGUUAAGGUUCAAGAAAUGAUCUUAGAGUUAUAACUUUAUAUUUCUAAAAUGUUUUGUGAAGCACUUAAUCCUGGGUCACAUGUAAACAAAUGCUGAUAUAUUAUUUAAAAUCUAAUAAUAAAGUUGGUGAUCAGAGCAUUCUACAAAUAAUAUCAUUGAAUCUGUGUUAGGCCAAUAGCAUGAAUCUUUCUUUCAACUUCUGUUAAAAAUUACAUUUCUUUUAAAUAACUAGUUUGGGUCACUCUGAAGCAGAAUUUCUCAACUUUGGCAUUUUUGACCUUCUGGUCUGGAUAAUUCUUUAUUUUAAGAGGCUACUCCAUGCAUUGUAGAAUUUUAGCAGCAACCCUGACCUCUGCCUUCCCUUCUAGAUGCCUGAAAUACAUUCCUUCCCCCCAAAUUAUGAUAACCAAAAAUGUCUUCAGACAUUGGCAAAUGUCUCCUAAGGGGUGAACUUGUUCCCUUUUGAGAACUACUGUUCCAAAGACAUUUGAUUAUUUUCAGAAAUGCCAGCGAUAUCUCAAAAUUAUGACACUGAGCAUUCAAAAACUAUAGUCUCCUGGUCAAACUGUAUGUUCACUAUCAUGUUCCUAAAAGAAACAGCAGAAUAAGUGACUGAUGCUUUAGUCAGUGGCUAUUUCAAAUACAUAGUGAUCUUCCCACACACAAUGUGCCUAGCAUUUCUCUCAUACUCCUGCCUACGGUAUAUUCAUAGAGAACCAUCAACCACUGCUAUAAAGAUAGGUUUUCUAUGAAUAUACCCUCUAGUAGAGUUUCUCUAUCUUGACCACAAUCCACAGCAAGAAAUAUAUUUUACAUCACAGCUCCAUAAAUAUGUAACAAAAUACUAUGUAUGAAAAAAUGAAACAGAAGUUUCAUAAAACAAUACCUACC
This is a messenger RNA of Physeter macrocephalus (sperm whale), 4300 nucleotides long. RefSeq names its product transmembrane serine protease 11A (gene TMPRSS11A). The coding region runs from base 377 to 1576 and encodes 399 amino acids. The record is from RefSeq and is a predicted model, not a curated record. Lineage: Eukaryota; Metazoa; Chordata; Mammalia; Artiodactyla; Physeteridae. Gene Ontology annotation, molecular function: serine-type endopeptidase activity. Gene Ontology annotation, cellular component: extracellular region; plasma membrane. The transcript has 11 exons. Gene Ontology annotation, biological process: proteolysis.